Messenger RNA from Clunio marinus, 180 nucleotides. Lineage: Eukaryota; Metazoa; Arthropoda; Insecta; Diptera; Chironomidae. The record is from the annotation of a GenBank genome assembly.
AUGAUCACACUUUACUGCAGUCGCAGAAAUAUCCGCAGAGAUUUAUUAAGAUUAAUUACUGAUAAAAUAAGAGCACAACACGAUUCCAAAUUGACAUCUUCUCAUGAGUUGGUACGACUCAAUUUUGAUUUAUUGAUUACUUCCUACUUUUCAAUUCAGCAUAGUCAAGUAGAUAUUUGA